This is a messenger RNA of Choloepus didactylus (southern two-toed sloth), 1464 nucleotides long. RefSeq names its product G protein-coupled receptor 12 (gene GPR12). Gene Ontology annotation, cellular component: membrane. Gene Ontology annotation, biological process: G protein-coupled receptor signaling pathway. NCBI's taxonomy places the organism in Eukaryota, Metazoa, Chordata, Mammalia, Pilosa, Megalonychidae. The record is from RefSeq and is a predicted model, not a curated record. The transcript has 2 exons. The coding region runs from base 206 to 1210 and encodes 334 amino acids. Gene Ontology annotation, molecular function: G protein-coupled receptor activity.
CGGGGCCGCCGCCCCUGGUCGCCGGCUGCGGCGCGGACUUGAGAAAGGAGUAGUUCGCGCGCUGCGGAAGCACCACAGGAGCCCCCUCCUCCCGGCCGCGCCAAGGUGACCCCCUCGUUGACCCCGGCCCGCGGGCCACCUGCUCGGGGCGCCCUGGCCAUCCCCGUCGCGUGCGCCGCGCGGCCCCGCGAGGACAGGGGUUAAAAUGAAUGAAGACCUGAAGGUCAAUCUAAGCGGGCUGCCCCGGGACCACUCAGACGCCGGUUCUGCGGAGAACCUGUCGGCUGCGGUCUCCUCCCAGAUUCCCGCUGUAGAGCCGGAGCCCGAGCUCGCGGUAAACCCCUGGGACAUUGUCUUGUGCACCUCGGGAACGCUCAUCUCCUGCGAAAACGCCAUCGUGGUCCUUAUCAUUUUCCAUAACCCCAGCCUGCGAGCGCCCAUGUUCCUGCUCAUCGGCAGCCUGGCGCUCGCGGACCUGCUGGCGGGCGUCGGGCUCGUGGUCAAUUUUGUGUUCGCCUACCUGCUGCGGUCAGAGGCCACCAAGCUGGUCACCAUCGGCCUCAUCGUCGCCUCCUUCUCCGCCUCGGUCUGCAGCUUGCUGGCCAUCACGGUGGACCGCUACCUCUCGCUGUAUUACGCUCUGACUUACAACUCGGAGAGGACGGUCACGUUUACCUAUGUCAUGCUUAUCAUGCUGUGGGGGGCGUCCAUCUGUCUGGGCCUGCUGCCCGUCCUGGGCUGGAACUGCCUCAAAGACGAGUCCACCUGCAGCGUGGUCAGGCCCCUCACCAAGAACAACGCGGCGGUGCUCUCGGUCUCCUUCCUGUUCAUGUUUGCGCUCAUGCUGCAGCUCUACGUCCAGAUCUGUAAGAUCGUGAUGAGACACGCCCACCAGAUCGCCCUGCAGCACCACUUCCUGGCCACGUCGCACUACGUGACCACCCGGAAAGGGGUCUCCACCCUGGCGCUCAUCCUGGGCACCUUCGCUGCUUGCUGGAUGCCUUUCACCCUCUAUUCCUUGAUAGCAGAUUCCACCUACCCCUCCAUGUACACGUACGCGACUCUCCUGCCUGCCACCUACAACUCCAUCAUCAACCCGGUCAUCUAUGCUUUCCGAAACCAGGAGAUCCAGAAAGCCCUCUGUCUGGUUUGCUGCGGCUGCGUCCCGUCCAGCGUCUCCCAGAGAGCGCGGUCGCCCAGCGAUGUGUAGCACCGCGCCGCUGAGGAGGACGCGGCACACUUGGAUUUUGCGUUUACCGAGCACUUGCACUGCCUGGCUGCCUGGCUGAGUGCUUGAGAUGCUUUCCCUAAAUUCUUUGGGUUGGAUUCUCCCGAAGGCACAGGAGCACUUAGCAUUUGUGAAGCAGUGACAUCAUUUAGAUGAGUUAAGUGAUUGAAGUGAAAAUAAUGUUACCAGUGUUUUUACCCUUUUCAAAAAAAAAAAAAAAAAAAUGGAGUUCUUUG